CUGGAGCCCAUUCACAGCGCCACACCCCAGUGAGCAGCCUGCUGCAGCGAGGCCAGACGUGUGGAGUCUCUGCGUGGAAGUUAACGUGUGUCUCUCCGUCUCUCUGCAAAAGGUGGCCACAAGGUGAACGAGAUGGCCUGGUGGAAAGCUUGGGUUGAACAGGAGGGUGUCACAGUGAAGGGCAGCUCCCACUUCAACCCAGACCCUGACGCGGAGACCCUCUACAAAGCCAUGAAGGGGAUCGGGACCAAUGAGCAGGCCAUCACUGAUGUGCUCACCAGGAGAAGCAACAUGCAGAGGCAGCAGAUUGCCAAGUCCUUCAAGGCUCAGUUUGGCAAGGAUCUCACCGAGACCUUGAAGUCAGAGCUGAGUGGCAAGUUUGAGAGACUCAUUGUGGCCCUCAUGUACCCGCCAUACAGAUACGAGGCGAAGGAGCUGCAUGAUGCCAUGAAGGGCUUAGGAACCAAAGAGGGCGUCAUCAUUGAAAUCCUGGCCUCUCGGACCAAGACCCAGCUGCGGGAGAUAAUGAAGGCGUAUGAGGAGGACUACGGGUCCAGCCUGGAGGAGGACAUCCAAGCAGACACCAGCGGCUACCUGGAGAGGAUCCUGGUGUGCCUUCUGCAGGGCAGCAGGGAUGACGUGAGCGGCUUUGUGGACCCUGGACUGGCUCUCCAAGAUGCACAGGAUCUGUAUGCAGCGGGCGAGAAGAUCCGUGGGACUGACGAGAUGAAAUUUAUCACCAUCCUAUGCACUCGCAGUGCCACUCACCUGCUGAGAGUGUUUGAGGAAUACAAGAAAAUCGCCAACAAGAGCAUUGAGGACAGCAUCAAGAGCGAGACCCAUGGGUCGCUGGAGGAGGCCAUGCUCACCGUGGUGAAAUGCACCCGGAACCUCCACAGCUACUUUGCGGAGAGACUCUACUAUGCCAUGAAGGGAGCAGGGACACGCGAUGGGACCCUGAUAAGGAACAUCGUUUCAAGGAGUGAGAUUGACUUAAACCUCAUCAAGUGUCAGUUCAAGAAGAUGUAUGGCCAGACCCUCAGCAGCAUGAUCGUGGGAGACACCAGUGGUGACUACAAGAACGCCCUGCUCAGCCUGGUGGGCAGUGACCCCUGAGGCACAGAAGGACAAGAGCAACGGCCAAGAAGCCAGAGCCUCCAGGCCCUGCCUGCUGGACCUUGGCCAUGGACGGGGUUGGGUGCGGGGACCACAGCCAGCCUUUCAGCCUUCUAUUUCCCAGUUUCCAGGAUUUUCCUGCCACUGUUUCUGACCCAGAGGGAGGGACCAGCCUGGGGCUCCUCUUUCCACCCUCCUCCCAGGUCAUUUCCAGGUGUGAGGUCAUUUCUCCCUCCCUAGACAGGUGCUUCCGGAGCUUGACUGGUCACAGCAUCCCCUGGGCGCAGGCCAUGCAGAUAGUCUGGCCCCGCCCCCCUCUGCUGACACAGGUCUCAGCCAACAUGCCUCUCUGUCAGUAGCCAGUGCACAGGCUGCGAGACACCCUUUGCUUUAGAGCACCCACGUGUGCAUAGGCAGCUGAGAGAAGACACGUGUACCCAUCCCAACCAGGAUGCCAUUAACCUUCACUCACCAGCCACCAAGCCUCAUCUAAAAGUGUUAGGCUCUGGAUGGAAGAAAAAUUCUCUCCCUGUCCUAAUAAUGGAUUACACUGCAAGUCCAUGUCCUGACCUAAGGACACUGUGUCCCAGGAGGCUCAGGCUUCCCCAGGCACUGAACAGAUCAGCUGCUCUUGCCCUCCGUAGCAGCAUGUAGCACAGGGGGUGCAACAGGGACGGGAUAUCUAGAGAUGCUGAGGUGCCUUUGCUAUGGUUUUCAAAAUAAUAAAGAUUUGUACUCAGA
Microcebus murinus (gray mouse lemur) is the source of this 1857-nucleotide messenger RNA. RefSeq names its product annexin A8. Gene Ontology annotation, biological process: negative regulation of serine-type endopeptidase activity; endosomal transport; endosome organization. Lineage: Eukaryota; Metazoa; Chordata; Mammalia; Primates; Cheirogaleidae. Gene Ontology annotation, cellular component: cytoplasm; vesicle membrane; nucleus. The record is from RefSeq and is a predicted model, not a curated record. Gene Ontology annotation, molecular function: calcium-dependent phospholipid binding; phosphatidylserine binding; calcium ion binding.